UCUGGUUUAACGCAACUUGAAAAAAGCAUUUUUCGAAAGGACAAGUAUAAGUUGUGCGCUUAGCAGAUGAAGUAAAAAAAACAUUAAAUAUACAUCUGUGUUAAACAAAGCCUUUACAAUGCGUUUGGAAGACCAAGGUAAAGAAGUGAAGAAGCAUGGCUUUUUACGUGGCACUCUUAUGUGGAAUACUAGAAAUAAGAUUAUUGCAGGUGUUGUGGCAUUUACACUUACGUUUGACAUUUGUAUUAUACUGUAUGCAAGGAGUAGACAGGACAUUACUCGUGCCAAACAAGAAAAAAGAGUACAGGAAAUGAAUGAAGACAAUUUAAGAUUUUCAGAAAGAGUUAAAGCUUUUGAAGACAGGAAAAAAACACUUGCAGCUUUAAAAGAUAAUUCUUAACAUACAGACAGUAGAUAGGUAUGAAGUUAGAAAUGGUGAUUUAUACUUGUAACAAUCAUGCUCAUCUAAAUUUAAAAAAUCAAGUGUGUUCUGUUUUACAAUUCUGACCUAUUUUAGUAUUUGUGUUUUGUGAAGUAAUCAUGAAUUUUGAUGUAAAAUUGUGUGAAUUAUUACAUUAAGAUUUUUAUUUGUGAACAUCAUGUGUGUGUUAUCAUGUCUGCUAGUGGAUUAUACUUAAAAAGUGUGUCUUCAAACUAUAAAGAAAUGAUAACAAUUCAAUCAGUGGUAUAGUGAUAGUGGCCUCUAUAUUCGAAGUAACAAAAAUAUUUUAAAGUGAUUCAGAGAGUUCAACAUGCAAGGUGCAGAUAAGACAUUACCUAAAAAGGGAACAAAGCUUUCCUUGUCCAGAAAGACCUCAAAGAGUGAACUUUCAUCUACCAGCACCAAUAAAGGAAUACAAAAUUUGUUGCGCGGAAAUGUAGAUCUGAAUGAAACAUGUGAGUUUCAGGAUCCCCUACAGUUCCCAGGUUGCGGUAAUAACAAUGCUAAACUUGAUAUUGGUAAGAGAGGAAAGGCUGUUGCUAUAGCAACAAAAGUUUCAGAAAAGAUUGAUGAAGAAAGUAGGGAAUCAGUCAGAUGCCACUUAUGUCAUAAGAAUUUAAGUCACAUGACAGUGCAACGAAGAGAACAACAUGUUAAUAAAUGUAUUGAUCAAGUUGAGCUUAUAGAGAAGCAACAGAGAGAGGAGAAAAAAGUUCUUGAGGCUGCUAAAACAGCUGUGUUAGACUGUCCUAUGUGUGGCAAACAGUUUAAAACAGAAAAUGGAAGGGUGAUGCAUUUGAAGAAAUGUUGUCAGGAAGUUGGAGUUUCUACAGAGAAGAUGAUACAGUUAGUGAAAGAUCAGGAGCAGGAACGGCAGAAACAAGUUGCUGCAGGCAUUGUACCACAACAACUGAGGUCAAAGGUCACCAAAUUAGUAGCUCCAAAGAAGCGCAAAUUAAAAGAGCCAAAAAGUCAGUUUGAAGAGGAUGUACAUGUUGCCAUGGCAAUGUCUUCAUCAUUAUCAUCAUCAACUAGUGACAAUAUAACUUCAGCAAAAAGAAAGAAGAACAAAAAAACUCAACUUGAAGAUGUAUGUUUAUUGACCACCCUGACAAAUGAAGAUAGACAGAAGAGAAUUGAAGAAAAAGUCAGCAAUGUUUUACACAUGGCGAACAGCUCUAAUGUUUCUGAUAAUAUAGUACUACAAGAGUCUAGACUCAAAGCUGAUUCUGUUAGGGAAAAUUUAUCCUUGUGGAGUAAAUGCAGCCAGGACCCAAUCACUUGUGACAGUGAACAGUUCUAUGUUGGAGCAUUGGUUCCCCCAUUGUCUGUCAGCAAAUUCAAGGUGGGAAGGAAUCUACGUAGACUUUCAUCUAUACCUGGCAGGGAUAAAUCCUUACUUAAGAAUGAAAGACCACUAGAAAAGAGUGGACUAAGUGAUCCAGUACCAGAUGAUAUAAUCACAGCAUCCACCCAGACAGCAGUAGUCCUGGCAGAACUUGCUGUAGAUGAUACAUAUAUAUUAGAUGUUACAGCUAAUUCACAGCUUACUCAAGACAUUCAUAAAUCAGACAAUUUAUUUGAAUUACAAGCAAGUGGAUUUUGUGUGGAGGCAAUGGUUUUAAAUGUAAGCAUUUGCCAGGUUUCUACUAAAUGCUUUGCUUUCUAUAUUAAUGGGCCCAUUGUUAUAAAGUGUCCUGAGAAUCAUUGA
Ruditapes philippinarum (Manila clam) is the source of this 2153-nucleotide messenger RNA. RefSeq names its product structure-specific endonuclease subunit SLX4-like. The transcript has 11 exons. Gene Ontology annotation, molecular function: enzyme binding. Bases 753 to 2153 code for a protein of 466 amino acids. Gene Ontology annotation, cellular component: Slx1-Slx4 complex. NCBI's taxonomy places the organism in Eukaryota, Metazoa, Mollusca, Bivalvia, Venerida, Veneridae. Gene Ontology annotation, biological process: meiotic DNA double-strand break processing; resolution of meiotic recombination intermediates; interstrand cross-link repair. The record is from RefSeq and is a predicted model, not a curated record.